Apis mellifera (honey bee) is the source of this 2228-nucleotide messenger RNA. Its product is annotated as aquaporin AQPAn.G. Gene Ontology annotation, molecular function: water channel activity. The record is from RefSeq and is a predicted model, not a curated record. Lineage: Eukaryota; Metazoa; Arthropoda; Insecta; Hymenoptera; Apidae. Gene Ontology annotation, cellular component: plasma membrane. Gene Ontology annotation, biological process: transmembrane transport. The coding region runs from base 558 to 1352 and encodes 264 amino acids. The transcript is spliced from 5 exons.
GCGAACGACACACAUGCGUUACAUACGUUGCACGUGGCCGCGUCCUCGAUCUAAAUCUAUGACGCGAAUCGACGGAACUGCUAAACGAUCGACCGGCUUCAUUUUCAAACUGGUUAAUGAACGACAGAUCGUCGUAUUUGUUAUUAAUUAUUCUCAUCGGAUUCGAAUCGUUCCUCUCGUCGAGUGAAAGUGAUGGAUGAAAAAAAUAACAAACUUCUUCUUCCUCUUUCGACUUAUAAACUUGAAUUGGAUUAAAAUCGAGAUAUUAGAACGUAGUAUAAUAAAAUUUUCCGUUGCGAGAUAAUUAGUUACGUUCACGAAUCGAAACUUGUUAACAUAACCUUAAACAAUUUUGUUGCUUCGCUUUUUCUUUGUUAACGGGAUUAUUAAACCGUUUACCUUUAAUGACGUUGAGCAAAAAAAAGUUCGACUUGUCCUUCGGAAUCUUUUUCUUCGCCAAGUAUCGUUCAAGGAUCGUUGAUUGAACAAACGGAGAGAGAGGGGAACCAUAAACACCAUGGAAUUAAACGUGGAAAAAAAACUGGACGUUGCUUUUUAUGAUGGCAAAUUUGAGACAGGCACUGGGCGCGAGUGAACUUACCGACAAAAAGGCGGGCCUUUACCGCGCGCUAGUUGCAGAAUUUCUUGGCACGUUGUUGCUGAAUUUCUUCGGUUGCGGAUCUGUCAUCACGGGGAACGUCGUGGCUAUAAGCUUGGCUUUCGGCCUGGCAGUGGCAACAGCGAUUCAAGGAGUAGGACACGUUUCCGGUGGUCAUGUUAAUCCUGCUGUCACAUUCGGUUUGAUGGUUAUUGGCAAGGUGCCAGUUAUUAGAGGCUUAUUGUAUGUAAUACUUCAAUGCAUAGGUGCAAUAGCGGGAUCUGGUAUAUUAAGAGCAUUAUCUCCUGAAAGGAUGGAGCAUGCUCUAGGCGUAGUAUCCCUCUCACCAGGCGUUACCCCUGUCCAAGGUUUCGGUAUAGAAUUUUUCCUUGCCUUUGUGUUGGUACUGGUCGUGUGCGGUGCAUGCGACGCAGCGAAGCCGGACAGCAAGGGAAUAGCUCCUCUUAUAAUCGGACUUUCAGUUUCCGUUGGCCAUAUUAUCGGCGUGCCAAGAACUGGUGCAGGUAUGAAUCCAGCCAGAUCAUUCGGUAGCGCUGUUGUAAUGGGUUCGUUCGCCGAUCACUGGUUAUAUUGGAUCGGACCAAUCCUUGGUGGAAUGGCAGCUGGAUUGAUCUAUGCGUUUGUAAUUGGUCCUGCGAAAGAACCUGAAAAUUCCAAUACAGCGUAUACCGUUGCCGCAACAGAUGAGAAGGAGAAGUUCGAGUACAUAGACAGUGGACGCGGUGGACUUUAAAAAACAUCGACACAAAUAAAGAAUUCGAAGACGGGAAUAUGAUUUUUUUUUUUUUUUUUACAUCAUAUGAUAAAUUUCAUAUGAAAUCGAAAAUAUUCGAAGUAUUAUUUUUACAGCUACAGAGCCUUACCGGUAAGAAGAAAGACAAUCCUGCUUGAUGUUCUAACUACUGCUAACCAUCGCAUUUCCAACUGUUUCGAUCAUUAUCUAUGUAAUGAUAAUUUAUACGCCUAAAAUAAGUGAGUUUUAUGUUAUUUAAUCAUCGCGUCGUUAUUAAGCAAAACUAUUUAAAUAUUUUCCAACAAAGAAGGUAAUAUUAACAUAUAAAAAGUGUUUCGAAUUUGUAUUCAAAAAAUAAUUAUAUAUCUGAUGAUAUUACAUCAUUGAAUACACAGAUAUAUAUAUAUAUAUAUAUAUAUAUAUUCAUUUUCUAUAUAAAUAUAUGUACUUUACCUGUAAUUUCAAGUCGUUCCUUUAUAUCGGAUUUGAGUAAUGAUUAUUACAAGCCAAAGAUCGAUUCUGCCGAACAAAAAUUUUAUAUAGUGUCGACAUCUUCCGUCAUUUUCAAGAUAUAACCUAUUUAUUGUUACAAACUACUCGCAAAAUAUUCGUGAACUAUCGAUAAAUGAUUAAAAUGAAAAACUCUUGUCAUUUCAAAUGAUACAAUUAAAUGUAAUUUUUUAUAUUGUAUUAAAAUAUUUAUCACGUUUUGAUAUAAAAAAUCGUAUAAAAUCGUAACAAAUGCCAAUAUCAAUUAAUCUAUAUUAAUUUACGAUGUUUUAUAUUUAUUCGAUAUUAUAUUUUAAGUUAUAAUUAUACAAUUAUUGUAACGUAUAAUCAGAAUAUAACAUGCAAUAUUUAAUUUAUAAAUUCUAA